AUGAUGGCAGAUAGCGACAUGAAAAAGCCGGUCAGUACCGCCGGCGAUGCGGUCCGUGACUUGCCUAGCGAAGCCGAUGCGGGAUCGGCCGACCAAAUGCUCGUGUCCCUCGGUUACACUCCCGAGCUGUCGCGGAAUCGGUCCACCCUACAGGUCGCUUUCAUGUCUUUCGUCCUGGCAUCGAUUCCGUACGGUUUAGCUACGACCCUCUAUUACCCUCUGGUCGGAGGCGGACCGGUCAAUAUCAUCUGGGGAUGGGUUGCUGUGUCGAUGAUUAUUAUUUGUGUUGCCGCAUCUCUCGGAGAAAUUACGAGCGUAUAUCCAACUGCUGGCGGUGUCUAUUACCAGACUUUCAUGCUUGCACCUCCUCGCUGGCGUCGCAUUGCUGCUUGGACCUGUGGUUGGCUUUACGUGGUCGGAAAUGUUACCAUUACCUUGGCCGUCAACUUCGGCACGACGUUAUUUUUGAUCGGAUGCGUCAAUGUGUUUGAGACUGCGGAUGGUCAAGAUCUGCUCGCCGGCGAAUCCUAUCAAGUCUUCCUCAUCUUCCUAGCCAUUACGCUACUUUGCAAUGCCGUUUCGUCUCUAGGCAAUAAAUGGCUGCCCAUUCUCGAUACCUUUGCAAUUUUCUGGACCUUUGCCGGUGUUAUUGCUAUCAUGGCAUGCGUCUUGGCUAUUGCUAAGGAAGGUCGCCACGAUGCCAGUUGGGUAUUCACGCAUUUCGAGGCUAACUCUGGCUGGACACCCGGUUGGUCUUUCGUCGUCGGUCUCUUACAUGCCGCCUAUGCUACUUCUUCUACCGGCAUGAUCAUCUCCAUGUGCGAAGAGGUCCGAGCGCCGGCUACGCAGGUACCCAAGGCAAUGGUAUUGACGGUAUGCAUCAACACCGUAGCUGGGUUGAUGUUUAUGAUUCCGUUAGUGUUCGUUCUUCCCGAUAUUCAAGGACUCGUUGUGCUCGCCCAACCCGUCCCGGUGAUUAUCAAGAGCGCUGUUGGAAACUCAGGGGGCGCAUUCGGUCUGCUAAUCCCUCUUCUCGUUUUGGCGCUCAUAUGCGGCAUCGGCUGCACAACUGCGGCAUCGCGCUGCGUCUACGCAUUUGCUCGCGACGGCGCCAUUCCCGGCUCAAAGUGGUGGAAGCAAAUCAACCAUAACCUCGACGAUGUUCCCUUGAACGCGAUGAUGCUCAGCAUGGCUGUUCAAAUCAUCCUCGGCCUCAUUUACUUCGGAUCAUCGGCUGCUUUCAAUGCUUUCUCGGGCGUCGGAGUUAUUGCGCUGACGGCGUCUUAUGCUACACCAAUCAUCGUCAGUAUGCUCAAUGGACGCCAGACCGUCCGCACCGGCAGCUUCUACCUAGGUCCAAUCGGAUGGUUUUGCAAUAUCGUUUCUUUAUGCUGGUCUCUAUUGGCCAUUCCAUUAUUCUGUAUGCCAACUACGGUUCCGGUGUUGGAUCCCUCUCUUAUGAAUUACGCUUCGGUGGUCUUUGUAGGGUUUACGGCAAUUUCGGCUGGAUGGUAUGUCGCCUGGGGCCGUAAGAACUACUCCGGCCCUCCGACGUGA
Daldinia childiae is the source of this 1557-nucleotide messenger RNA. Its product is annotated as putative amino-acid permease C15C4.04c. The transcript is spliced from 4 exons. Gene Ontology annotation, molecular function: transmembrane transporter activity. Gene Ontology annotation, biological process: amino acid transport; transmembrane transport. The record is from RefSeq and is a predicted model, not a curated record. Gene Ontology annotation, cellular component: membrane. Lineage: Eukaryota; Fungi; Ascomycota; Sordariomycetes; Xylariales; Hypoxylaceae. Bases 1 to 1557 code for a protein of 518 amino acids.